Colletotrichum destructivum is the source of this 467-nucleotide messenger RNA. RefSeq lists its product as uncharacterized. The record is from RefSeq and is a predicted model, not a curated record. Lineage: Eukaryota; Fungi; Ascomycota; Sordariomycetes; Glomerellales; Glomerellaceae. The transcript has a single exon. Bases 93 to 410 code for a protein of 105 amino acids.
UCUCGGUUCCGGUACCAGCACCACGAGAGCGCCUACUCUUCAAGAACGCACCAUGGAAGGAGAUCAAUGCCAGGAUCACGAGCGCACUGGAAAUGACACCCUGCCAAGGAACGGUGCAGCAACAGACCAUCGAGAAGGGCGAUAAAGGCCAACCGCCGCCGAGCCGCAAGUCCCAGCGCACGGCGCGGGGGAAGGGCAGUCGGGCGGACCAGUUCUGCAUACAUCGCAACUCCGACGGUCGGAACAUUCCUGCCGUGGCGAUCGAGUACAAGGUGCCGCAUAAGCUGGGGUGCAACGAGGUUGUCACAGUCCUGGCGUCCGUGAUCCAGCCGGAACGCGAUGUGAUCAACAAGGAUGGCGAGACUUUCGCGUUUGCAUCGAAGGCGCUUGCUGCCGCCGUUGUCACCUAGUUCUUCUCCUAUAUGAUUGGCAGGGGCAUUCGAUAUGGAUACGUGUGUGUAAGCGAG